Strongyloides ratti is the source of this 1923-nucleotide messenger RNA. Its product is annotated as Chitin-binding, type 1 domain and Glycoside hydrolase, family 18, catalytic domain and Chitinase II domain and Glycoside hydrolase, catalytic domain and Glycoside hydrolase, superfamily domain-containing protein. The record is from RefSeq and is a predicted model, not a curated record. NCBI's taxonomy places the organism in Eukaryota, Metazoa, Nematoda, Chromadorea, Rhabditida, Strongyloididae. Gene Ontology annotation, biological process: carbohydrate metabolic process. The coding region runs from base 1 to 1923 and encodes 640 amino acids. The transcript has 2 exons. Gene Ontology annotation, molecular function: hydrolase activity, hydrolyzing O-glycosyl compounds; chitin binding.
AUGAAAUGUAUAAAAUAUUUUAAAUAUCUUUUAUUUUAUAUAUUUUUUAUUAUUACAUUGAAAAAAACAGUAACACUAGCAGAUUCAAAUAAAUGUUCAAGAAGAGUUAUUGGUUAUUACACAUCAUGGUUAGAAAAAUUUAUUACAGAAUCACAAGCUAGAAGUUUAACUCAUGUAAUUUAUUCAUUUGUUCAUUUAAAUAGUAAUGGAUCAUUAUAUAUUGGUGAUAUAAAAGAUUCAAAAUUAAAUAAAUUAGCUCAAGAUAAAUUAAUUCACCUGUUUUCUAUGCGUAAAGUUAAUCCUAAUCUUAAAAUAAUGUUUGCUAUUGGUGGAUGGGAAAACUCUGAACAUUUUAGUAAAAUUUCUUCAACACCUCAAGGACGAAUAGCAUUUAUUUUAGAAAUUGUUAAGAUGAUUGACAAGUAUGACUUUGAUGGAGUUGAUAUUGAUUGGGAGUACCCAACAACGGGUGGAGCUAUUGAAGGUGUACCAGAAGAUAAAUUUAAUUAUGUUCUCCUUAUGAAAGAAUUGAGAGAAGCAUUUAAUUAUUAUGAAAAAAAGAUUGGGAGAUAUCAAAAAUUAAUUAUAUCUUUCGCAGGAGCUGCCGGUGAAUGGACAUUAAAUCCAGGAUUUGAUCUUACUAAUUUAAUUCGUUAUGUUGAUUUUGUUAAUAUAAUGAGUUAUGACUAUUUUGGAGCAUGGGAUUCAAAAUGGGGUGCAUUUACUGGUCCACCAGCACCAUUAUAUCAUGGAUCAUUAAGAUCAAUGUCAGGUAAAAUGAAUGUUGAUUGGACAAUAAAAUAUUAUUAUUGUAAUUCAAAUGAUCUUUCAAAACUUAAUAUGGGUAUUCCUCUUUAUGGAAGAUAUUGGAAUAAUGUAGGAGAACCUAUUGAUAAAGAAGAUGAUAUGUGGAGAAUGGCUAUUAAAAAUAAAAAAGGUAAAUAUGAUGGUGGACAUAUUACUUGGAGAUCAUUAAAACAUAAAAUUAAUUGUACAUGGAAUAUUGAAAAUUAUAAAUAUCAUGAAAAAUCUAAAGUACCAUAUAUAAUUGAAAAAAAGAAAUUUUUAUCAUUUGAAAAUCCAAGAUCAAUAAAAGAAAAAAUGAAAUAUAUUGAGAAAAAAAAUCUUGGAGGAGUAAUGAUGUGGGCAAUUGAAUAUGAUGAUGAUAGUAACACAUUACUUGAUACAAUUACUUCUUAUAAUUUAUGUAAUAAUAAAAAUGAUAAUGAACCAUUUAAAUGUUCUCCAUUAAAUGAAAAAAGAUGGUGGACGGCUGAUGAGAAUGAGACAAUUGCUGGAAUGUGUGGUAAAUCAGCUCCACUUUAUAAUGGAUAUUAUCCUGUUUGUGAUCCAGAAGAUAGUGCAUUUAGUUGUUGCGGAAAAUAUGGUUAUUGUGGUAAUGGACCUGAAUAUUGUGAUUGUCCAGAAUGUGUUGAUUAUGGUAAAUAUCCAGAAUUGGUUCUUAAAGAACCAACAAAACCUUCUUCAAGUGUUAAAUGGUAUACAAUGGAUGCUGAAGAAGGAAAACGUGGAAGAUGUGGAAGAAAUGUACCUUUAAUGGAAAAUGGAGAAUAUGCAAUAUGUAACCCGGAUGAUGAUGCCGCAUUUUGUUGUUCAGCAGCUGGAUAUUGUGGUUCAUCAAGUGAACAUUGUUCAUGUGAUGGAUGUAUCAACUUUAAAGAGAGACCAGACUAUAAAUAUAGUCACAUUGCUUGGUGGACAUACUCUCAGUCACCUCAAAACUCAGGAAAAUGUGGCAAAAAUGCUCCCAAACUAUUAAACAAUGCUACACCUAUUUGUAAUCCUGAAAGUGAAAAUGCUCAUUGUUGUAGUGUUAAUGGUUGGUGUGGAACUGGUGUUGAAUAUUGUGAAUGUAAUGGAUGUGUAGAUUUUAGAAAAAAUCCAGAUUUUAGAUUUGAUUAA